AUGACACCCUCACUGGAAAGAACUUCUAAAGUUCUCGAGGAGGAUCGCCUUUGGAUCUACCGUGACUUUGUGAAAGAAAAAUUGCGAAAUCGCGAGCGCUAUUGGAGACCCACAACGGAUCUUCCAGUGUUUGUGGGGAAAGAAUCUUCCGGUAGUUGUUGGGUUGUACCAGAUGGCAUCAUUUGGAGAAAAUAUUUACCCUUCUUGUCGCAUUUGGUGAAAGAAAGCCAAUGCAAUCUGCUGCUGCUCGAAUCGGCUGUGGACCUGAUGGAUUACCGAUCCAUUUCGCCAGUGAUCGAAUGUAAUGUCGAAAAUGACAGUGACUGUACUUGGCAACCGGAGAAACCAGCUCCACAAGAGCGCUCCAAAAUAGCAAAGCUUGCGACUCUGUUUUCGGGGAGAGUGUUCCCAUUUUGUGACCUAUCGAUACGAGAAGAAGAUGGUCACGACGAGUUUGAUAUGAUGGAUUACAAAUCCAUUAGCAUUGUGGACAGAAGUCAACAUGCGUUGAUGAGAACUGCUGGGUUAUUGCGACAAAAGAUUGGAAACAACAAGAAAAUAAUAAUUGUAUCCACGCAAGAUCUGAAAGCAAAAUAUCCUUCAGAGGAUGGCUUUCAGCUUUUGCAAAUGGAUAACUUUAUCACUGAACUUUUGGCAUUGCACCCUCAUCUUAACGAAGAGGUAUUGAUGAAUUUGAAGCGGAGCUGCGAAGAAGAGUACAAGGUACGAAACAUGGCGCGAUCCAAAAGCGUUGAAAGCAAUAGUAGAGAAUUUCUGUCAGAAGAUCAAGUUAGGGAGGGACUGAAAACAAAGACUCUGUUCAAGGGACGAUUAGAAGUCUCAAAACACAAUCCAAAAGAGGGUACUGUGGCCACCUCAGACGGCGGAAAAUAUUUUAUUGAUCAGAAACUUGGAUACUUUAAUCGGUCGUUCCAUCAUGAUGUUGUUGUUAUCGAGGUACUUCCAAAAACGGAAUGGGGAAGUCCCGUGGGCAAACGCCGUUUGGUUCAUCACCGAGAUGAUGACGAUGAAACUGAUACUACUUCGUUUGACGUGGAUUCGGCACCGCCAGUCCCCUCGGCCCGAGUGGUGGCGAUAUCCGAGUCAUCUCGACGAAGAUUUGUUGCAACCAUGGUCGAUAGUCCAAUGAAUGAUGACUCAGCAUGCAUAGUGACCCCAAUGGAUAUUCGGAUACCAAAGAUUCGUAUCAAAACCAACGGAUGGAAUCGAUUUGUAGGUCAAAGGCUGCUCAUCCAGGUGGAUUCCUGGGAUAUUGACUCAAACUAUCCAGCUGGUCAUUGCCAUGAAAUCGUUGGCCCAAUUGGUGAUCUAGAAACUGAAAUAUCAUGCUUGCUCCACGAACACGAAUUGCACCUUGAACCAUUUAGUGCUGGGGCACUAGCUUGCUUACCAUCAGAAGGUUCAGAUUGGAAGAUCCCUCCCGAAGAAAUCGAGAAACGCCGAGAUCUACGAGAAUCGUACAGAAUAUUUAGCGUAGAUCCUCCAGGGUGCCAGGAUAUUGACGAUACUAUGCAUGCAAGAGAGUUACCAAAUGGAGACAUUGAAAUUGGUGUCCAUAUUGCCGAUGUAACGCAUUUCGUUCCACACAACUCGCCUCUUGAUCUUGAAGCGCAAGUCAGAGCAACGACAUUUUAUCUAGUCGAUAGGCGUUUUGACAUGUUGCCUUCGCUAUUGAGCUCGGACCUCUGCUCCCUGCAUGGAUCGACCGACAGAUUGGCUGUAUCAACAAUCUGGAUAUUUUCACGGGACUUCAAGGAAGUAAAGUCCUUCUGGUACGGAAGGACGGUGAUUCACAACUGUCAAGCAAUGACGUACGGGCAGGCUCACAACAUUAUCCACGAUCAACCUCCUGACGAGGGCAACAGAAUCCCACCGCCGUUAACUGCAGGGGCACCGGUGGAUCCUGCCAACGUCAAGAAUUUGAAGAAAGACUUGACAAUUCUAACUCGACUGGCGCGGAAGUUGCGGAAAGACCGUGAAGAUGUUGGUGGUGCCGUCGAUUUGUCCAGUGGAGACCAAGGCAAUGAGCUGAAAUUCACCCUCGACAAAGAUAGCAAUCCGAUCCAGGUAACUGCAAAGAAGCAAAUGGAAAUCCAUAACACAAUCGCAGAGUUAAUGAUUCUAUCCAAUACAUGGGUCGCGAAAACAAUUUACGACAAGUCACCCGACAGUGCGCUACUUCGUAACCAUCGAUCAGUUGAAGAUUCCCGCUUCGAAGAUCUGAAAGCUGUACUCGACGCUGGCAAAAUAGCGUUUGACGGCAAAGACAACAUGGCUUUGGCAAAUUCCUUGAAGGCAGCUGAGACUGCGACAAAAUUGAAUUCAACGAUGCAGUCGUUGUUUCAAUCGCUAGCGACAAGAGCCAUGUCCGAAGCACAGUAUGUGUGCACUGGGCAAGUGGGCAAAGACCAGUUGUCUCAUUAUGGAUUGGGCCUUCAAAAGUAUACCCACUUCACAUCUCCGAUCCGAAGAUAUGCAGAUGUUGUUGUGCAUAAGCAACUAUUGAGCGCUGCUGCUCCUCCGGGAAAUCAUAGCGAUGCGUCCACUGUAAAAAGUCGAACAGAGGUGGACAAUGCACUUGUUCCAGACUCGAAAACAAUUUCUAUUCUUGCUGGAGAAGGUAUCCGCACGAGGGACGAGACGAUUGAAACACCAGACGAAACGGAGCCCAAUGACAAUGUGGUGGUGACUGAAUCGCAAGAACCGCCGGAGCUUGAAAAUGAAUUCAGUGUUGAGCGUGUUUACAGCCCACGACUUGUUGCAAAGAUAUGCGAUAUCUUGAAUCGUCAGAAUAGGAUGGCAAAGCUCUCGUCGAUGGAAUGUCAGCAUUUGUUCCUAUCCAUCUAUUUCAGAAAGCAUGUGGAGGUGACCAAAGCUGUUGUAGUAGACCUGCGGGCAAAUGGCUUAUGGGUGUAUGUUCCACUAUUUGAUAUGAGGGGUCCAGUUUAUUUGAGCGAUACUAAUGGUCGAGUUCAAGUCGAUCCAAGGUUACUAGGCUUGGAUCCAUCUACUGGAGAGGAUCCUACCCUUGCUUUUGAAGCAUCUCCGUAUGCACGAAUGAUUCCUUCAAGUGACUGCAUGUUAGUCGAAUCGCCCGAUAGACACUUGAAGGUAACUGCCCCAAAAGCAAAGUCUCCAUACACUCUGCGAGUCCUCGACGUCGUGACAGUGCAAAUCUCAUGUGACUCAUGGGAUGUCAGAUCACGAAUUCCAAUGCCAAAGAUCCAUCUCAUUGCCGACUCUUCGGGCAAAAAGAUUUCGUUCAACGCAUAUGGACAGACUUCAAAGAGUCCAAUAACAUCCUCGACAUUACAGGAGUCACAAGAUGAUACGAACGAAGGUCCUGUAGAAGCAAACCCUCAAGAAUGGGCAUCCAUGUACAGCGAACUUGCAAAGUUGGAAACACCUCCUGUUCUAGUAGAAAUGCAAUUUACAAGCAACAUUCGAAAGGCCAAGUCGGACGCUUGUAGCAUAUCGGUAAUUCCAGGUCGAAUGGUGUUUGGAGGUUUCCGAAAUCUAGACACGCGAUCGGCACUACAAGAGGCGGCCAUUGACGAGGCUGCGGAAAGUGCCGAGCAACGUCGUGCACAAGCUCUAGCAGGCGCUGCCCGAAGCAGUGAGUACGAUACCACCAGGAGAAUCGAAAAGGACAUUACAAGUCGAAUGCAGCGACUUAAAGCCAACAAACGAAAUACUCGCAAAGCUAAAGGCAAGUAG
Cylindrotheca closterium is the source of this 3738-nucleotide messenger RNA. The record is from the annotation of a GenBank genome assembly. Lineage: Eukaryota; Bacillariophyta; Bacillariophyceae; Bacillariales; Bacillariaceae.